AAUGAUCUAAUAAUUGAGUAUUAUUCUAGUGAACUAACUGUAUAGAAGAAAUAUGGUCAAAUACUGCCACAAGUCUGCAUUUUACGAAAAAGUAAACUACAGAAGUAGAAAGUAGAAUCUGAUAAACAUUCUAGAAGCGAUAGCAUCUCAGGUUAAACGAAGAAACCCAUCUGGAAAAAGCCACAGCUAUCUUGAGCUCACUGUAACUACUAGCAAGUAGAUAGGGUAUAUUUUGAUACAUUAAUUCAUAUCUUAGAAUAAUUCAGACAGUUUCUGA
Molecule: messenger RNA, 277 nt
Organism: Paramecium octaurelia
Lineage: Eukaryota; Ciliophora; Oligohymenophorea; Peniculida; Parameciidae
Source: the annotation of a GenBank genome assembly